Molecule: messenger RNA, 1390 nt
Organism: Malaya genurostris
Lineage: Eukaryota; Metazoa; Arthropoda; Insecta; Diptera; Culicidae
Product: monocarboxylate transporter 12
Exons: 5
Coding region: 80-1390 (436 amino acids)
Biological process (GO): monocarboxylic acid transport; transmembrane transport
Molecular function (GO): monocarboxylic acid transmembrane transporter activity
Source: RefSeq, a predicted model, not a curated record
UGGAUGCUGAGUAAAUCGGUACGGUUUCAGUAUCUGAUGUCUGGAUCGCUUGGAAGAGACUGUAGAGUUAGUUUUAGUUAUGUCUUCAAACAAAGUUCCUCCAGAUGGUGGCUUCGGGUGGAUUAUCGUUGCUGGAUGUGCACUCAUUAACAUAUUUAAUCAAUCUCUUAUAUCAGUUUUCGGUUUGAUGUUUGGUGAUUAUCUAAGUUUUUUGGGAGAGAAUGCCUUUGGCGCUGCUUUAGUUAUGAAUGUUUGUAACAUAUCUCUCAACUUUUCCGGUUUAUUCAGUGGACCAAUUAUCAAAAAAUUUGAAACAAGGAAAGCCACCAUUAUAGGAAGCUUACUAACAGGAGGAGCCCUAACCGCUUGUGCUUUUGCAACACAGAUAUGGCAGAUUAUACUCGCGUACGGUAUCGCGUUUGGAUUCGGACUUGGUUUGAUCCAGUCGGCAACAUUCGUGGCGAUCAAUUCAUAUUUCCGAAACAAUAAAGGCAAAGCAGUUGGACUAGCCUUGGCUGGUACUGGACUGGGUCAAAUAUUAAUGCCAUUGCUAGUACAGUACUUACUAGACAAUUUUGAUUUUCGAGGAGCUACCCUGAUCAUUGGUGGAUUGGCUUUCAAUGGAGUUGUUGGUGCCACUCUUUUGCAGCCGAUUUCUUGGCACAUGAAAAGCAUUGAUAAGAAUUUUCAGGGAGAGAAAAGUCCACUGUUAAGGAAUGGAACUUCUGAACGUCCCAAACAAUCCGGCAGUGGUUGGUCUAAACUAGCUGCUCUUAUGGAUGUAGCAAUUUUGAAAAAGGUGUCCUUUCUCAAUUUGAUAAUUGGACUGGGACUCGCUUAUACCGCUACUAGUAGUUUUUCGUUGUUUUUUCCGUAUUUCUUGCAAAAAUCAGCAAAUCUGGAUAUGCUACAGGCAGCUAACUGCAUGGCAAUUCUAUCGACUACCGACUUACUGACAAGGAUUACUGUACCGGGAAUUGUGGAUAAAAUGAAAUUCACACAUCGCAACACUUUCCUGAUGGCUGGUUUAUGUUUAGUCAUCGCACGAUCGGUAAUGGCAGAGAUGCGGAGCAUCAUAGCCCUAAUGGUGACUUCGGCACUGUACGGCAUCUUUCGGUCGAUUACAAUCGUCAAUCAAAACCUAACGAUAUCGGAAUACUGUAGCGAAAUGGGACUGGAAAGUAUGCUCCCAAAUGCAUUAGGGUUCAACAUGAUUGCCAAAGGUGUUCUAGUAUUAAGUUUAGGCCAGCUACUGGGGUGGUUCGUAGAUUUUAGUGGUAGUUAUUCACUGAUAUUGCAUGCACAAAAUCUGUUGCUUAUUUCCACUUGUAUUUUGUGGCUGUGUGAAAUGUAUUUUAAGCGUGAAGAAGUUAGUGUAAUAAAAGUAUGA